AUGAGCAACUCUAAGGGGCAGAACCCGUGCCUUGUGGUCUCCUGGCUCCUCACGCCAUGCAAUUCUCCAGCUGACUCUGUGGUCGGGCCUCUUGGCCCCGAAGAGCACUACGUCGGCCCGAUCGCGACCAGCACGUCCGCCACACCGUGCAAGUGCAACACGGUGUACUACUCCAUGAUCCAAGCAUGUGCGGCGUGCCAGGGCCUCUCUGCCUUCUCUCAACCGUGGCCGACAUGGUCUAUGAACUGCACCGACCCGUACGCGAAAGCGGUCAUUGGACAAUACUCGCUCAAAAUCCCUCCGGGCACCUCCAUUCCUUCCUGGGCGUAUCUCGAUAUCACCACUAGCGGUAUUUUCAACGCCACGGCCGCCCUCGCCCUCGCAGAGCAAGAUAAUCCCGAUUCGUCAGCUUCCUCCGCCGUUAUGACCUCUACCUCCACCACCUCCACCACCUCCACCUCCACCUCCACCUCCUCCUCCCUCUCCGCGUUCAACACGGCCUCCAGUUCCGCCAGCAUGACCUCCACCGACUCCGGUCCCUCCGGAGCCCCCAAUGGCGCUGGGGAUGGCGGCACGAAAGACCAGCAGAAGACGAACGUCGGCGCAAUCGUCGGCGGCGUUGUCGGCGGGCUUGCAGUGCUCGCGCUCGCCGCCGCCGCCGUGGCCGUAUGGGUGGUGCGGCGCCGCCGGACGAACGCGAACCGCGUCCCAAGCGCGAUGUUCUCCCCGGGGCCGGGUUCGGCGAAUGUGCCGUCCAUGACGGAGCUCCCGCCGUCUCCUGUAGCCGCAAAGCCAUUCAGGCCCUACAACCCGGACGAUCCGACGACGUUCCCGGGCUACCGGAGCCACCCAGACUCGAUCGGGAGCGGGAUGGUGGUUGGCAGCCCGACGAGCUAUCGCCCUAGUGUUGCGACUUCGGCGCGGGGGGUGUACAUGCCUCAGCUUUGA
This is a messenger RNA of Epithele typhae, 948 nucleotides long. RefSeq lists its product as uncharacterized. NCBI's taxonomy places the organism in Eukaryota, Fungi, Basidiomycota, Agaricomycetes, Polyporales, Epitheliaceae. The transcript has 6 exons. The record is from RefSeq and is a predicted model, not a curated record. The coding region runs from base 1 to 948 and encodes 315 amino acids.